AUGGCUUCUACCACUUCCAAAGCAACCAUAUCUGUGCCAACCCUAAACCCUAACCACCACUUCUUCCAUCUUCUAUCACCCUUCACCCUCGCUCCUCGUCGUUCUUCUACUUUCAGGUCUCAAAACACUCAAAACACCAAAACGGCUGCGUUUUCUGUGAGAGUCUGCGCCUGUCACCAAAGUCACGCCCUAGAGGAUUUUGGCGUCACGGAGGAAGACGAAGAGUUCGUCAAGGUUCUCAGGGAAUCUCAACCCUACGUUUACGUGCACAGAGCCAGGGUUUUCGUUUUGCUCAUAUCUGCAGAAAUUGUUGGUAGCCCUUACUUGGAUCCCAUUCUCAAGGUAUCACAUCACAUCAACCAUCUUUGCCAUACAUUGUUUAUUGAAAAAUGUCCCCUGAAUGCUUACACAAACAAACAAAAUUCUAAUAAAGCAUCACAAUAG
Sphenostylis stenocarpa is the source of this 444-nucleotide messenger RNA. The record is from the annotation of a GenBank genome assembly. NCBI's taxonomy places the organism in Eukaryota, Viridiplantae, Streptophyta, Magnoliopsida, Fabales, Fabaceae.